Messenger RNA from Corvus hawaiiensis (hawaiian crow), 4320 nucleotides. RefSeq names its product saccharopine dehydrogenase (putative) (gene SCCPDH). NCBI's taxonomy places the organism in Eukaryota, Metazoa, Chordata, Aves, Passeriformes, Corvidae. The record is from RefSeq and is a predicted model, not a curated record. Gene Ontology annotation, cellular component: mitochondrion; lipid droplet; plasma membrane. Gene Ontology annotation, biological process: glycolipid biosynthetic process. The transcript has 12 exons. The coding region runs from base 72 to 1391 and encodes 439 amino acids.
GGGCGGGGCGGGCCGGGCCCAAGAUCCCGGCGGUGCCCGGUGCUGCCGUCAGUGCGAUUGGUGCUCUCGCCAUGGCGGCUGGUAACGGCAGCAAGACGGCCGGGCGGCUCUACGACAUUGUGGUGUUCGGCGCCUCGGGCUUCACCGGCCAGUUCGUGGUGGAGGAGGUGGCGCGGGCGGCGGCGGCCGCCGGCGAGGGGCAGCUGUGCGGCGGCCGCCUGCGCUGGGCCGUGGCCGGGCGGAGCCGCGAGAAACUGCGGGCGGUGCUGGAGCGGGCGGCCGAGCGGCUGGGGAAGGCGGCGUUCGGGGAGGAGGUCGGCGUGCUGCUCUGCGAUGUGGGCGACGCGGGCUCGCUGGCCACCAUGGCGAGGCAGACCCGGCUGGUGCUCAGCUGCGUGGGCCCGUAUAGAUUCUUGGGAGAACCUGUGGUACAAGCUUGUGUUGAAAAUGGUGCAAGCUGCAUUGACAUUAGUGGAGAACCCCAGUUUCUGGAAGGAAUGUACCUGAAAUACAAUGAAAAAGCUGCGGAAAAGGGAGUGUAUGUUGUUGGAAGCUGCGGCUUUGACUCCAUACCAGCGGAUAUGGGAGUAAUAUACACCAGAGACAAGUUGAAAGGUACCUUAACUGCUGUUGAGAGUUUCCUGUCGGUGAAGUCUGGGCCUGAGGGUGUUUGUGUACACGAUGGGACCUGGAAGUCAGCUGUCUAUGGCCUUGCAGAUGAAGGCAACCUGAAGAAGCUUCGAAAAAAGAUAGGAUACGCCCCUGUUCCAGUAGUUGGUGCAAAGCUUAAGAAAAGAGGGUUUUUGUUUUACAAUCAGGAAUUCAAGGAGUACUGCAUUCCAUUCAUGGGAUCUGAUGGUUCUGUUGUGAAAAGGACUCAGCGUUAUUUGCACACUGAGUUGCAGGAAACACCUGUCCAGUAUGGUGGUUACGUGAAUGUAGGUGGUCUUGGCUCUGUUAUCAAGCUGAUGUUUGCGGGCAUGUUAUUUCUUCUUCUGGUGAAGUUUAACUUUGGAAGAAAACUUCUGACAAAAUACCCGGAAUUUUUCUCUGCUGGACGCUUCACAAAGGAAGGGCCAACCCAGAAACAGAUGGAUGGAACCUCUUUUACAAUGACUUUUUUUGGUGAGGGUUACAGUGAGGGACAGGAUCCCCAGAAUGGCAAACCAAAUGUGAAGAUCUGCACUGAAGUGAAAGGACCAGAGCCUGGAUACAUUGCUACACCAAUUGCAAUGGUUCAAGCAGCUGUAUCUCUUCUGGAAGAUGCAGCUUCUCUGCCUAAACGGGGUGGCGUAUAUUCUCCAGGAGCUGCCUUCUCCAAAACAAAACUGAUUGAUCGCCUCAACAAACGUGGUGUUGAGUUCUCUGUUAUUAGCAAGCCUGAAGUCUGAAGUCAAAACAUAACUGUAUGAACUAAUACCUUUCCUGGGUGUAACUGUAAUAAAACUCAUUUGGCUGCAAAAGCCUAAUCAUAAAACAGUUUCACUGUGCUAUUGUUUGCAGCAGAAACAGAAGAAAAUUUGAGUUAAAAGCUAUAAUAGUAUUUGCUAUAGUGAGCAACCCCCUAAAGGGUGGGUAUUGAGUGUUAAUUCAUAGACAUAUUAAAUUGGUAACUUCUUGGGUACUAAUUCUGGAAUUUUAAUCUCAUUCAUCUAAGUUCAAGUUCCUGCUUCAUGGACUCACUAUAGUAUCUGCUUCACAAGUAACCAUAGCUGCCUUGCUUUGCCUCAUUCUGCAACUCUGUGAAGCAGGCAGCCUGGGAACACAAGUGCCUUAGCAGAUGAAACGACUAGUUACUCCUCACGUGGUUGGCAUGUGUCUUUAUUAACAUCUUCAAUGAAUCUUUCCUUUAUUUAAUAACUGUUCUUAGUGCAGAUCUAUGUGUCGUUUCUGUAGUUAGGUAAGUAGUAGUUAUCUGUAUUGUGUUUUGCUUCUGUAAAGAAGGAGGCUUGUUCUGCUGAUUGUUUUUGGAAUAUGACCUGAAGUAAUCCGGGUUCUGGCUGCACUGUUUCACACUACUUGACACUGUGGUUGAUGAGCCUGCUUUUUGCUGUUAGCGUUAAGAAUUAUGAGAGUGUCUUGUCCUGUUGUCUGAUUUCUGGGUUUGUAUUUGUGGGCAAUGGAAGCCUUGAGUUACAGGAAUAUUUGAAAGGUAGCCUUCAUGAUUUUCAGGAGUGUGAAUACAUUAAAUUCUGUUUCUGUGCUUUUUUUUUUUGUUGUAUCAGUAGAACUUGUAAAAAUUCUGAAAAUUAAUAAUAUAUAUAAAGGUCAUAAAAGUCUCCCUCAGUUGCAUCACAUUCACCUUUUGUAUUAGGAGGGAAAUCAUAGACAACUUGAUGUUUUACAGUGUCAUAGCUGUAUUGAAAAUUGCUUUAUGGAUGUAGUUCACUAUAUGGUGGUGUUUUAGGUGCUGCUUCUUAAGUUUAUGCUGUCACUGCACUGUCUUCUGUAACCUAAAGUUAAAAAACAUCUGUUAUUACUUUAUUCAUUACCAAACAGACUAAUUUCACACUGAGCUAGAUGAAACUGAGGACACUGAAACACUGCUUUUCUGGUCACAUCACCCCUGAAUGUGAAACAUAUGAACAUGCUCUGUACUACAAGUGAGAGUUUUUGUAUUUGAGGCACUGAGAUCAGAGCAGUCCCUGUGUGCAGUUCACAGGCUCUGGUUCUGGUAUUUCUGUUCAGAACUGACCAUUUCCCACUGCCCAUGACCAGGCAGCAGUUUUCCAACACAAGGUGUGUAUGUAACCAGCAGUGACCAUCACAAUGCAGUGCCCUCUGCACUGCUCCACAGCCAGAGUGACCCACUCUGCCUCGGACAGGGUAAAAUACAAUUGGCUCCCCAAUGCUUAAAGCCUCAGUCAUGACAACAGAAAGGUUAUUUUUCAAAUUAAUUUCCUGAAGAAACAAAAAUCUAGCAUCUUGUUAUCUGCACUGUUAUCUCCUAUCCCAGUAAUUUGGAAUUUCUGUGCUGCUCUUUUAAAAGGCACACAACCAUUACUCCAUAUGGCAGCACUUUCAGUUACUGUAUUCCAGAUGCCUGUCAACAAAGCAACAGCCACAACUUAGUUCUGCACUAAUUAAUCAAUCUGCACAUAAGAUGAAGGGACAGUGCUGUAAAAAUACCUACAUAUCUUCAUCUAGCAGUGUUCAGGUCUUCCUAGCUCAGAAAUAUCUUACAGUAUUGAAAGAGUUAAAAAGGAGACGUUCAAUAGUAUAGAUGAUAUUUCAUAACAAGAAAAAGGUUAUAAUUUAAGGAGAUGGCAAUGAUUUCAUUCAUGUAGGCAAGGGCAAAAAGAUCAGAACCAGUUGUUACUGCCUUGCAUGGUAACAGUUUAACACAAAAGUAGUAAAACUACAGAGAGUCAGCACUGAAUCUGACAGAGACUGAGAUCACUGACAGUGCUUAGCUGCCAUUCAUGUGACGACUGGAUUAAGUGAUGCAUGCACUUCUUGGUUGUAGAAAUCCACAUCAAACUAUAAAAGCACUUAAAUACUGACAUGGUUAAGCCACAAAUUUUAAGUAGCUAAGUGUAGAUCAAAAAGUCCACGUUCAACUUACUUUGUUCCAUUCAAUAAAAACAAGCGUAUUUCUCAAAGCUAUGGGACCACUGCAAAUAACUGAAAAUUAAACUUUCCCUCUGUUCCCAUUUUACUGCUUUGAAAAGGACUGUGUAUACAAUAACCACAUGCAUACUAAAAAUACCUCACAAUUUGAAUCCAGGGGCGUUUCAUUUUAAACCAAGCUCACCAGCUUUUGGUUUGGUUGGUUGCUACUGACUUCUUAAAAUACAAACCUUAUUUGUAAGAGGAGUUUCCAGUAAAUUCAGCUCUGAUGCUCUUGGAAGAUUCUUUUGGGAGCUGGAGCGAUGUGUAUUUGAUCUCAGGGGGCUGGAUGCCACGGAAGAAGUAGAAGCUCUGCAUGGGGACUGCUGGCUCUCAUCCUGUGCCACAGAGCGGGAAGGAACAGGACGAACCACCAAAUCCAGUAACCUGUUAAAACACACAAUUUAAACUAGGAAUAUAAAAUAAACAAAAAAAAUCAUGCUGUGAUCAUCUCAGAUGAUGCAGAACGGAAACAUUCAGUGAACAAGAAAUACAGGUGAACCCUCACUGCUGGGGUGAUAUAUUAGGCCCACAUGGAAGUGACAGGCACUUCUUUUUGUCUGUCAAAGUCUAUACACCAACAGCUUGGUGGUAGUCAAAGCUUUAGUUUCAGCUGUCUUAAACUCUGUAAGCACAUUUACCAUAAUGUAAAUACAUGUAUUUGCAUUACUAAGGUUAUAAUAUGAGAAAUAAAUAAGUCUCUCCAAAUAG